This is a messenger RNA of Vespa crabro (European hornet), 1451 nucleotides long. RefSeq names its product probable basic-leucine zipper transcription factor P. Lineage: Eukaryota; Metazoa; Arthropoda; Insecta; Hymenoptera; Vespidae. The transcript has 4 exons. Bases 333 to 1301 code for a protein of 322 amino acids. The record is from RefSeq and is a predicted model, not a curated record.
GUCAAAAGCAGACAUAUACAAUAUAAUAAUUACAUGCAAAAUGUCAGGGAUACUAGACCGAUCUUAAUAUUCAAGAAACGAUAGACUAUAAUUAACAGUCCGACGAGGAGGUAGAUUCUAUAUUAGGUAGACGGAAAGUAACUUUCUUUACCGAUUCCAAUUUUUAUUAUAGAUGACUCAAAUACGUAUAAAUGUAUACACAUAUAAAAAUACGUUAGAUGGUACACAUAUAAAAAAAAAAAUGAAUAUAUUUGAAUUCUUGAUUCUUCUCGUUGUCGAUUAUUAUUAAUUAUAUAAAAAUGAAUGUAAAAUGAAAUAAUGAAUAUUAAUUUAUGAAGUAUCAUGUAUCGAUCAAUUACGAUUCACAGAUUGUUCGAUAUCGGUAUCCAGGUGAAAGUGUCUUUGUAUAUUUGAAAUUAUAUACUUUGAAUGCUACUCACGUUUUAUUUCGACCGCUUCCGUGGUAUAUAACUCCCCACGAUAUAACUUUUCAUUCAAAUAUUGUCUCGAUUUUUGUUACUGUCAAGAUCGGCGUCUUCUUCUUUAACUUUGAUAUCGCGAUGUGGAAAUAUACAAUACUCUGUAGCUUAUUAUGCAGCUUGGUAGCAAUGGAAGCACCUGUGCAAGGUGGUAUAAAGCCUACAAACGUUUUGGGUGGACCGGAACAACACGCUUCUUUUAGUUUUGUCAGGCCAGGAUUAACUCAAACAUCAUUUUCCUUCGGUGGUCCGAGCUCUUAUCAAUCCUUUAGUUCGAGUAUUGGAAAUCCUCAAUUAGCUCAAAGAGUAUUGCCGAGUCUGGCACAGGCUCUUGCUUACAAAAAUCCUGGUUUGGGCUUUUUUCCGUUUGGACCUGUCUCUCAUGGUUAUGCAACUGCAUCAAUAGCCCCAGGUCUUUCUGCCUCUGGUCCUGCACCUUUACCGUAUCAAGCACAAUUUGAUCAGGGAGCUGCAUUGGCGUAUCUUCAACAAUUGCAACAAUUGCAACAAUUGCAACAAUUACAACAAGCGCAAGUACAAAAUUAUCCGAAUGUCGUUUAUCAAGGACAAUUGGGACAGCUUCUUGCUCUCAGGCAAGCUCAGGCGCAAGCGCAAACUCAAACUCAAGCUCAAGCUCAAACUCAAACUCAAGCGCAACAGGUCCAAACGCAACAGCUCCCGGAGCAAAUUCAACUUCAGCAAGAACAUGUACAACAACAGCAACAACAUCAAUCGCAAAACUUAUUGGGGGUUGCUUAUUCGUCGGCACCUUCUGUAGCACACGUCAAGGUCAGCGGAAAUGGAUACAAAUUCGAUUUUUAAAGAACAUGAUUCGGCAUCAUCCUUUGUAUAUACUUAGUAAAUCAGUGUUUGAAAUGUCAUAUUUUAUUUAAUAUUAUGCAUGUAUUUAUUUAUGGAUGUAAAUAUAGUAAUAUUUGUAAUUAAUUCAUACAAAUUUUUUAUUUACAAAAA